AUGAGCGUGUGGAAGCGUAAACAUGCGCCCGAUCAGGAACAACUUGUUUGGAAUGUUGAUGACGAAGAUGCAGAAAUAGAUGAUGACCAGGAAAGAAUCGAUGCGGUGGAAAUAAAUGAAAUCAACGAGGACAGCUCAGACGAUGACAUCAUUAGCGAUAUCAUGGAGGUAACGUGGAAAUCGGAAGCAAUAGAAGCCCUCAAAGUUUUUCCCGCAGAGGAAUGGAAAGAAUUUUCUCUCAUGCAGAAAAUCUUCAACGGAGUGUGUUCCCCUGUUAUUUGGCUGAUGAAGAUGACGACCCCGAUUUUGGACGGCGAUGACCUCAAUAAAAGCUGGAAUUUGCCCCUCACUCUGAUGCAAACAUUUUUGAUUCCAAUUUUCAUCUGGCUCUUCACGUAUCAAUAUAAGACGGCUUUUGUUGGACCGAUGCCUGUGAUUGUGAUAGUUUUACUUGUCUCGAUUGUCUUAACAACUGCAGUCUUUUUCACUGCCAAGCUCGACACAGCUCCUGUCUAUUAUCCAAUUUACUCUUUCAUCGGCUUUGUGAUGAGCAUUCUUUGGAUUUAUGUAGAGGCAAAUGAAAUCGUGAAUAUUUUGACUGCAUUCGGCGUAUUUUGGAAUGUAAAUACAACGAUAAUGGGUAUUCUCAUUCUCGCGCCAGCAAAUUCGAUCGGCGAUUUUGUGGCCGAUUUCGGACUCAGCAAAAUUGGAAAGGUUGAGACAGCGAUGGGUGCAAUUUACGCAGGGCCCCUAAUGAACCUCCUGAUAGGUGUUGGUUUGAGUUGCACCAUCGCCAAUCUGACGAACGGUGUACCAGUUCCACUCGAUCUAACAGCGAUCGAGCUUUCUAUGGCAGCCGCGGUAGAAUUAUCUCUGUUUAUGGGAAUAGGUGUGCUAAUCUGCUAUAACUUCCGCUUCCCGAAGUGGGUUGGCCCAGUAUUCGUUGGAUGCUAUUUAGUCGUUCUUGUUAUCACAAUCAUCGCAGACACUGGUGCUUUUGGUACUGUUCCAAAAUAG
Messenger RNA from Oikopleura dioica, 1017 nucleotides. The record is from the annotation of a GenBank genome assembly. NCBI's taxonomy places the organism in Eukaryota, Metazoa, Chordata, Appendicularia, Copelata, Oikopleuridae.